Chiloscyllium plagiosum (whitespotted bambooshark) is the source of this 678-nucleotide messenger RNA. NCBI's taxonomy places the organism in Eukaryota, Metazoa, Chordata, Chondrichthyes, Orectolobiformes, Hemiscylliidae. The record is from RefSeq and is a predicted model, not a curated record.
AUGUCGACUCAAGCCCACACCAGGAUCCCGACUCCGGUCCAAAUCGGGAUCUCGGCUCCAGCCCGCACCGCGAUCUCGACUCCAGCCCACACCGGGAUCUCGACUCCAGCCCACAACGGGAUCUCGACUCCAGCCCACACCUGGAUCUCGACUCCAGCCCACACCGGGAUCUCGACUCCAGCCCACACCAGGAUCUCGACUCCAGCCCACACCAGGAUCCCACCUCCAGCCCACAGCGAGAUCUCGACUCCAGCCCACACCAGGAUCCCACAUUCGGCCCGCGCCGGGAUCUCGACUCCAACCCGCACCGGGAUCUCGACUCCAGCCUACACCGGGAUCACGACUCCAGCCCAAACCGGGAUCACGACUCCGUCCCACACCGGGAUCUCAACUCCAGCCCAAACCGGGAUCACGACUCCGGCCCACACCAGGAUCUCAACUCCAGCCCAAACCGGGAUCAUGACUCCAGCCCACACCGGGAUCUCUAAUCCAGCCCACACCGGGAUUUCGACUCCAGCCCACACCUGGAUCUCAUCUCCAGCCCAAUCCGGGAUCCCGACUCCGGCCCACACCAGGAACUUGACUCCAGCCCACACCGGGAUCUCAAAUCCAGCCCGCACCGGGAUCUCAUCUCCAGCCCAAACCGGGAUCUCGACUCCAGCCCACACCGGGAUGUAA